Exserohilum turcica Et28A is the source of this 933-nucleotide messenger RNA. RefSeq lists its product as uncharacterized. The record is from RefSeq and is a predicted model, not a curated record. The coding region runs from base 1 to 933 and encodes 310 amino acids. The transcript has a single exon. Lineage: Eukaryota; Fungi; Ascomycota; Dothideomycetes; Pleosporales; Pleosporaceae.
AUGUCCACCACCACGACAGACGCCUUCUUCCUCGCCCUCGCCGCCUCAACACCGCUCCCCACUCCAGAAUCCGCAAAGCAACCGGUUGCCCCCGAGCCCACCGCAUUGCAUCGUGGUCGUCGGCCGCAAACGCGGUCUCAAACCAGCACGCUUCCCAAGGCCUUGAAACUCCAACUCCACCUAAAACUCGACUUUCCGCCUCCUGUUCUCCCGCACAGCAGCAAGAAGCGCAAACCAAACUUUACUAUUUUCGUCGACGCAGACGCAUCUACAUCUACAUCUCCAUCGACACACAUCCCCGCAACACCCCUCUUCACGCCCAAGCGCUCCAAAACAAGCACACCACGAACUCCACUCAGCGACCGCACCUACUCUUCCAACUCGACGCCCGCGCCGUCGCCCCGGCUGCCCGACACGCCGUUUACGCUGUCGAGCGCCGAUCCGUACUGGGAGGAUAUUGAGAAUUACAGUGUGGGUAGCAGGACGGGUAUGAUUUCACCAGCUGCAACGUCAACAGCAACGUCGUCGUCGUCAUCGCCACUGGUUUCCUCAUCUUCGUCUUCGUCUUUGGCUUUGUCUUGGAUUUCCACGGGUGCUGCUGCAUCAGGAGAAUUUGCAUCUACAUUUACAUCUACCACGCGCUCCCUCCGCCCCCGCACAAACCCCUCUUCCUCUCCGUCCAACCUCCUUCCACCAGUCAACAUGCUUGUGUACAACAUGCUGGGCCUGAACUCAUGGCGCGUAUCCUCCGAUGCCAUCGCAAGCGCAUACCGGCGGCGGGCUGCGACUCUGCAUCCGGAUAAAGCGGCACCGUGGGAGCGCGAGCUGGCCAAUCUGACCAUGCAGCAACUUAAUGCGGCGAAGGAGUUGCUUAUGGAUCGUAGAGCGAGGGGCAAGUAUCAUCGGGAUGGAGUGGUGCCUUGGGUUGUUUGA